GGUGAGAGGGUUGAACAUUUCCCCUUGAGAUGACGUCCCCUUGCGCCCCACGUGGCAAGAGGCGCUAGCCCGCUCUGGCGCCAUGGCACGGGGGUCACUGCUGGCCUUGCUGUGUGUGGGCGGCUGUGCCUUCCUGGUGGGGCGGCCUAUCCGUGCAGCCCCUCCAAAACGCACGCGAACUCGCGUGGCUUCUGCCGGCGCGGCGAAGGAAACGCAGCUGGACCUGUCGGUCCUCAUUGCAGGGGCUGGGCCUUCAGGUCUGCUGCUGGCCCACCUGCUGCUGGCGGCGGGUGCGCGGGUGCGCCUGCUAGAGGCCCGCCAGGACCCGCGGGAGCCGGGGAGCUUGGAAGGCCGUGCCUACGCCCUUGGCCUUGGCAUCCGCGGGCGCACCGCCAUCCGGGCAGCGGGGGAAAAGCUGUGGGACGCCAUCAAGCCGAGCGGCUUCGCGAGCGAGCGGUUCAAGCUCCACAUCGCUCCAGAGCUUGCCAUUGACCUGCGGAGCCCAGAGGACAACAAGGGCCUGGAGCCCAGCUUGCUGAUCUACCAGUCGGACCUGUGCUCGGCCAUGCUGGAUGAGCUGGAGGCGAACCAGGGCUCUGGGCGCCUGGAGGUCUCCUUCCAAAGCAGCCUGGAGUCAGUGGACCCCACGGCAGGCACUGCAAAGAUCAAGGCUGGCGAUCAGCUACAGGAGGUGUCGGUGGAUCUCAUUGCAGGCUGCGAUGGGGUCAACUCCGUGGUUCGGUCCAGCAUAGCGGCCGCCUGCCCAGCAUUCGAGGUGGAGGAGGCCAAGCUGCCCGGGCGGUUCAAGGUGCUGCGCUUCCCGAGGAUGCCGAAGUCGCUGGACGCCGCCGCGGUGCACGCCAUCGGCGGCCCGGGCGGCAGCUCCGCCUUCGUGGAGCCCACGGCAGGCGGGGCCUGCGCCCUGAUCAACUUCAAGGAGGGCGGCAAGCCGGAGGGGCUGCCGGGCCUAUGGGAGCUAAAGGAUGCCCCGCAGGCGCGUGAGACGCUGGCGGCAUACUUCCCCUUGAUCGAGGACGCGCUUGACGAGGAGGCAGCGCAGCAAUUCGUCUCGCAGAAGGCCUCCCAAGCCUCCACCGUGCGAUGCAACAGCUACCACUUCGGCCGCGCCGUGCUCUUAGGGGACGCGGCACACUCCACGGGGGGCGCCAGCGGCCAGGGCUGCAACUCCGCGUUGCAGGACUCAGUGGCAUUGGCUGAGAUUUUGCAAGCGCAAGGUGCUGACUGCGUGCCAGAGGCCCUGGAGAGAUACUCUCAGCGCCAGGUGCCGGAGGGUCAUGCGCUGCUGGACCUGUCGCUGGGCCCUGGAGACUCGGCCGGGCCGAUUCGCAAGGCGCUCUACGGGUUGGCCUCCUUGGCAGGGACGCUGCUCAGCAAGCUCGGCGUCGCCGAGCCCCCGCUGCAAACUUUGCUCACCACCAACCUCAUGCCCUUCUCGGAGAUCCGGCGGAACCAGAACUUCUACUUCGGGGACUUCCCGACCGAGGAGGAGUUCAAUGCAGUCAUCCAGAAGACCUCGCACUGAGAUGGUAGCCCCUUUUCGGAAAGCCGCAGGCGAUGCAGAAAAGCAUCACGCAGGCCGUGGUACAUGGGUUUCCCAUGCUUUGGAGAAAUGUUCGUGAGCUCGAAGCGAAUUCAUCGGAAGUGAGCCUUCCGGCGUAGAGAUCUUGUCAUCUCGCCGCAGUUUUCGCAUUUCGGCUGUGCCCUCAUGUACAGCCCUUGAGGCCACCCUUGAAGCCCCUGGGAACAUCAGCUCCGAGCCACCCGCUCAC
Messenger RNA from Effrenium voratum, 1790 nucleotides. NCBI's taxonomy places the organism in Eukaryota, Dinophyceae, Suessiales, Symbiodiniaceae. The record is from the annotation of a GenBank genome assembly.